AUGCAGCAGCCCCCGAUCAUCGACGUGAUCGACUUGGUCGACGUUACGGAUGACAAUAUCAUUGAAAAUCGUAAACGCAGUCGUGAAUCAUCAUCUGAACCACGUCGUACUCAUCGUAAGACUGAAAGUCGUGUUUUUUUUGGUGAAGUAAUGGCUCAGGAACGUGAAAUGGAACGUCUUCACUAUGAAAUGAGUCGUCAACAGCUUCAAUCGAGUUCUGUACAGCUACGUAAAGGGGAGACAAUUAUAGAAUCAUCAGCUAUACGAUCGACACAGAAACGGACGGAAAAACGACGUAGUGCACGUCAAAAUUUACGACGUAAGAGAAGUUCAUGCUCUUCAUCAGUUGAGAAGAAAGUAUCUUUUCUAAAGGAAAAGGGAUUAAAACGAAAGGUUUCAAGGGAUCAAGAGAUGGUUUUGGAUGUGGUAUUGCAUUCAACAGCUUGGCGUCAUGUCAAGUUGAAAGAUGCACCGAGUAAUCUCUUACCAGAUCGAAACGAUUUGUUGCAGCCUUUUGCAAUUGAGAUGACAGAGAUUUCAUUAGAUGAGUUUGAUGAACAUGUAAAGAGGACAUGUUAUGUAUCAAUGGAGUUUCUCAAGCCGAAAGUAUUGACCAUGACGUCGGGGACGUUAGGGGAGGCUCGUGACAUGAUGCAAAUGGAUGAAAGAGUGCGUGCAGUGAUUGACGAAGCGACGCCGUUGAUUAAAAAGUGUCAUACAGCGAGGAGGAAAGCCAUUAUUGCCAACACUCGACAGCAGAUUGCGGCGUACUUAGAAGAUCGACCAGUUGUUCGUGCGAAGAUAUUGUCGGCGAUUGUUGGCCUCCCACUUCAAAUCUCGCGGCUUGAAGAGGUUGCUGCGCGAAGGUUGCUUCGAGAUGCUGAGUUCAUGCUCGAUAGCGAAAACCGUCCCCACUACUCAGUUGGACGAAGCGAGUCAGGUUACUCUGAGCAAGUGUACCCGAGAACAGAGACAUAUCUCAGGAAAAUAGCUCCGCUCCCGCGCUCAACGACUUGCAUGCUGGUUUGGGGAACGCACCGAGUCGAGGAUGACCCGAUCAUUCGUUUUGUGCCGUACUUUAGUGCUAGAAGUAACGUCAAGUCGGAGGAGCCUCAAGUUGGCACCAUGGAUCCUUGCCAGGAUACACUAGUAGGUAUGGAUGAUGAGGUGAAGGAGUUUAUAUUGCGGUAUGUGGUGAGUGUUUGCGGGAGUGACCAGAGCGUUUUCGACGCACUUCAACGAAUUGGUGCAUUUGCACAACCUUUUGCAAAUUAUUGCGAUAUCCUUGACCGUGAAACUCGAGUGCAACUAUGGAAGCGGCAUUUACACGAAUUGGAAGGGCAGCAAAACAGCAAUGACAUUUCUGCAUAUAGAAAACGUGUACUAGCCAGUAUUCUUGAUGAGUGCCGCGCAUUGCAGGCUGGGACGCACCUGCGUGACCGGUUGAAGCCACUUCCGACGCACGUGAUUUUAAACUAUCUGCAACAUGGUGAAGAGUUAGGUGUGCGAGGUGCUCCAUCGGAGCAAUAUAGAGAACUGGCAAUCAAGUAUCAAGAUUUCUUCUGCCGUCGAUGUUGCGUUUACAGCUGUAGAAACCAUGGCCGUGGACAGCCAUUUCCAAUCGUGCGUGUUGAUCCACGCUACCCAGUGGUCAAGGCUACUCUAAAACUAUGGCGACGAGUCGAAGAAGAACAACUGCAAUCUAUAGAAGAUACUGGUCUAGAAACGGAUGUCGAAGAAACUUUUGAAGCUUGUGAGCCAGUGCCCGAGCUAGCGGCCACUACUGACUCUUCUGUAGCGACAGAAAUGCAACAGACUCGUGAUGCGACAAAUACGGUUGCCGGUGAAUUUACGCGAAGAUCGCUACGUGCUCAAACGGCCGCAAGUACAAUGGCGUCAUCGAAACUGCUUCGCGUUCACACGAAAAAAAUGGUGCGUUCCAAGACAACAGAUGUGUCGGAAUAUUUAGGUUUGGAUGGCGCUUACGAAGCGAUCACGCAUGAUAAAAAGUUGGCGAUAUUUUCUACCGACUUUUGUUGUGGGUCUCAUUGCUCGAAGGCUGCAUUGGAAUCGAUCCAACGUGAAAAAAGCCAUGGUUGUAGCUACACAACGCGAGACAAGCCGUGGAGAGGGUCAGAAAUUACUUUGCUGAAAAAGCUGGUGAAAUGUGUUGGUGUAAACUCGUGCGCCUUGGCGGCGCUGCUUGCCACACGAAGUUGCACUGAAAUUGCUGAUUUCUUGCGCCAACGCAAAAGAUUAGCGCAAGAUGAUCUUGACGAGCUUGUCUUAGUGCGAAGUGGUGUUUGCGGGCGAAACCGAGAGAAAAGCAAUGGUGUUCUCGGUAACAGUUACGAGCAUCUUUGUCGUACACGCUCUCAGCGAAUGAAGGACCGCGGUGCAAAUCAUGAGUUUGUUCCGUGCAACCAUGAUGGCGGGUCUUGCGAUUCAGCGCAGUGUUCGUGCAUGCGCCGCGACCACUAUUGCGAAAAGUCAUGUGGCUGCUCCCCAGAUUGCUCCAAUCGUUUUCCGGGGUGCCAUUGUGAAGUGGGCCAGUGUCAAACUUCAAAGUGUCCUUGCUAUUUUGCUGCACGGGAAUGCGACCCAGAUGUUUGUACCUCAUGCGGUGCUAGUGAACUUCCAGUUGUCAUGGCUGCUGAAGGAAGCAAAGGUAAAACCGUGGCUCAGCUCAAAAUCUGCGGAAAUGUUAACAUUUUGCGCGGUGACAUGCGUAAGAUUGGGGUUUCGGCGUCAGCUACCCAUGGUUGGGGAGCAUACGCCUUAGAGAAUGUGAAGAAGGGUGAGUUCAUGUAUGAGUACACUGGAUCACUGUUAUCUCAAGAUGAAGCCGAACGGCGAGGCAACGUAUACGACAAAACGACAAUUAGUUUCUUGUUCGACUUGACCGAAGACUCGGUUGUGGAUGCAACGCGCAAGGGCAACAAAAGCAAGUUUGCAAAUCACGACUCGGCAGAUCCGAAAUGCUUUGCCAGGAUUAUGCAUGUUAAUGGCGACCAUCGCAUUGGAAUUUAUGCGAAAGAAGACGUCGCAGCUGGGGACGAGUUGUUUUUCGACUACGGAUACAGUGGAGUCAUUCCUGACUGGAGUCAAGCACGUAUCGGAUCUAGCAAAGAUGCUACGCCAAUCGAAGAAAGUGACGACAGUAAAACCAAUUUAAUCGACGAAAAGGAAGAACACAAACUGUGA
Messenger RNA from Peronospora farinosa, 3204 nucleotides. The record is from the annotation of a GenBank genome assembly. NCBI's taxonomy places the organism in Eukaryota, Oomycota, Peronosporomycetes, Peronosporales, Peronosporaceae.